CUAACUUGCAAGAGAACGGAUUCAAGGAUGUUUGCAGAACUGUAUGUUUUAAAGCCGUAUGAGAAGCUGGUCACCUCAGCUGGCGAUGGCAGACAGGGAGAGCGAGAGGCCAGAUGGGGACCAGGAGGAACAGAACGAGCUCCUCAGCUCUGAGCUGGACGAAGAGCCCAGCAGCUCGAGCUCGGGCCCCGCGCGGCUUCCCAGAGACCACUGCGACUUCCUGCUGGACGCCAUCGACGCCCAGCUCAGCCAGAUGCAGAGUGCCAGCUUCAGGAAGCAGGGCCAUGCUGGGAACUCACCUUGUAAAAGCACUGAAGAAACAUCCAGAGCAGCGACUUUCAGCCGAAGUCAGUCUCUGAGCAAGGAUGCAGGACUGGGCAGUACCAUUCAACCUGGCGACGCCCCCCUUUCAGAUCCACACAUGGUAUGCCCCAUGUUUCAAGACCCCUCCUCAGAGCCCAAAGGGAGGCGCCCAGACUCUGCCGAGGAGGAGAGAGAGGAGAGAGAAACUCGGAGAACGCAGGGAGGGGACUCCAGGAAGGAACAGUACAGGUGGAGGCUCGAGCAGCUCCUAGGAAGCCAAGGAGCAGGAGAGCAAGGGUACGAGAGCGACGUGAAUAUGGCGGAGAGUGUCUGCACGGAAGACUUUGCUGCGAAAUUCCGGGAAGGCAUGGUGGAUCCCCAGGUCGACCCAAACGGAGAGCUGGGAAGCGAUACUUCAGAGUGUCUCCCUGAGGAGCCCUUUGCUCCGAGGCGUCUUCGAGAGGGCCCCACCGAGCACCUGCGGAGCGGCACAGAGGCUGAUGAUGAACAGAUGGUGCUGGGGACACCGAGGGGGCGGGAUAACGCCCAGCAGAUCACGCAAGACUCUGAACGCGGCCUCACCUCGGAGGGGCUCGUCAAGGAGAGGUGUGGUUUGGGCCGGAGUCGCCGAGACAGUGAGGAAUCUCUCGGAGGUCGGAUCUCCAGGACGAGUCAGAGUAAUACUUCGGGCAAGGUCAGGAACUUAAGGAUUUCCACCCCUGAGCCAGUAUCCAUGAGCGAAAAUAGGAUGUCCGUCAUUGCUUUACAGAAUGGACAUGUCCAAUCUCUUCCUUGUCUGCCAGCAGCACUUGAUAAGGAGACAGGUCGGGAAAAGACUGGAUUCUCUCCAACACGGAUUUCGGAGGAUCUAUCACUGAGGAUGCCGUCAGUGAGCAGCCUUGAAAACCACCUCCCUGCCCAGCCCGUUCCUGCUGAUGGAAUACCAUCCUCUCUUGCUUUAGAUUCUCAUUUAUCUGUUGGUAAAGAUGAUGAACGACAAGCUCCAGGUCUGUCAGCCCUGGGCUCAAAUCGUUCCCCAGGAGGGAGACUCAUUGCCAUCGAUCCAGGGGUGUCCACACCUCCUUUUGGAGAACUCGGGGAGACGGUAAAGGGGUCCCUGGUGCAAGACCAAAGACACAUGGCGCCUUAUCAGGGUUGUGGAGCUCAGAAAGCUCACCAGCGGUCAAUCAGGAGAUCAGACAGCUGGCCCCCCACAUCGGGAUCCUCCCCUGGGACUGAAGUUAAUGAAGCUUCGGAUACUGGCAGAUCUAUCUUACUUCCUAACGCGAGCGAGCACCCCGACACAGCUGCCGACUCGCAGCGCUGGGGUCAGAGAGCGCCAGUGGCCUCCCUCCUUCCUCCAGCAAUGUCUGUGUCUUAUGAGACGGGUCACAUGGGAACUGGGAGUGCAAUAAGCCAAAACGAAGCUGCUGAAGAACAGUAUGGUUUGAGUCAAACCCCUAACAGCGGUGUGGACAGCACUGUGUCUCCUAGCGUUGCUGGAUUUCACAACACUUCUCGGAAAACUCUGGGAUCUCAAUGCAGCCUGCACACUGUUGGGACUGAAGAAUACGUGGGCACGUUUCCGACCCUGCCUGUCAAACAUGUGGCCGGUGUUCCUGUGAAGAAUUUUGAUGAAGUGACCAUUGACAGCGACCUGGAUUCAGUGAAUACAGCUCGAGUGCGCAAACACGUUCAAAGUGCGCUCCACAACAGCAAAGGUACUCGACCGUCAAAGUCACUGGUCGUAGAGGACCUGUACACAGACCAGAGUGACCUAGAUGCCGCCAAGCCGGAGGCCAUCCAGCGCACUUUCCACAGCCUCUUCCGCAAAAAGAAGACCCUGAGUCAAGGCGGGCGGAGAGCGAGCACGAACCGUUCUAGUGCACGUCACCCUGGCAGAAGAUCACAUCAUGGCAGGAAGGAAGCUUCCAGCGCUGCAGUUGCUCAGACGUCUUGGGUUGUCAGGUAUGCCAGCUCUGAUAAGACGCCGUCAGAGGAGGAGGAAGAGGGGUGCACAGGGGUCCAUGCAGCGCUGGAAUGGAGCCCCAGCAGGGCUCUGAGGUGGGAUGAAAGCCCCCAGAGAAGAGAGACGAGGGCUAAAGGGCUCGACCUUUCCCACGAGUCCCGUCUCUGGCUGGACGAGAUGAGCUCAGACAGGCUGGUGUUGGAGGAGUCUCUGUCCAGGCUGCGCAAGGACCUUGUGAAGGAAGAGGAGCGUCUGUUGCAGAAGAGAGCCCAGCAGCUGGAGGCUGAUCAGUCGCUCUCCGCCCUGUUGCACCAGAAGAAGCAAGCUCUGCGGGAGCUGGAGUCUGUGCGGGGGGCUGUUGAGCGCGGCGAGAGAGAGGCGAGCGUCCUGGAGGCAAGGCUGAGGGACAGCAGGAGCCAGGUGGAUGAAACCAGGUCACAGCUGCUGAUGCUGGAGUACCAACGGGAGUCCUGCCUGAAGGAAGGGAGGGCUCUGGAGGAGCAGCUGAGCACGCUCAGAGGGCAGUGUUCCCCUCCGCAGAGCCGCCAGGCGGGGGCGCUGCAGGACCGGGUGGCGGCCCUCAGCGCAGAGCGGGACGAGCUGAGGGCGCGGCUGAGGCACAGCGAGGGCAGCCUGACCCUGCUGGAGCGCCAGGAGCUGGAGCGACAGCUGGGCAGCGCCAAGAGCGAGCUGUUCGCCGAGCAGCGCCGGGCCCGGGAGAGGGCGGACGCGCUGCAGGAGAAGCUGGAGGAGUGCCAGACGGAGCUGGAGCAGCGAGCGGAUGAAGCCCUGGCCCUGCAGAGCAGGUGCUCCAGGCUGGAGGAGCAGCUCCGGGAGAAGGAGGUGCAGCAGCAGACAGGAAGAGUCUCUCCCCUGUGCGCAGGCCCUGGCCCGGGAGCGGGGGGAGCGGGCGGCGGCGCUGGAGCGGAUCCUGGCGGAGAAGGAGCUGGAGAUGCUCCGGCUGCGGGAGGGUUAUGUGACCAGGACCACGACUUACAGCAGCUGAAGGAGGAGCUCAAUGCGGCGCACUCUCUGGAGAUGCAGCAGGUUUUGCAGCAGGCAGAGGAGGACAGGCUGGCAGCCCUGAACACACAGGCUCUGUGCUUCACCCAGGACACAGAGCAGCUGCAGCACAGGCUUCAGCUGAAACAAGAUGAGGUCAUGAAGCUGAAGGACGCUCUUCAGCUGCAAGAGGAGUCCAUGAAGCAGCUAUCGGAGGAACUGAAGGAGGAGGCCAAAGUGAUGGUGGUGGGAGCCGUGGCCCAGCAGCGGGAGGAGUGGGAGGCGCAGAAGGCGGAGGAGCUGCAGAGGCAGCGUGGGAUGCUGGAGGACGAGGCCCGGAGGGCUGUGGAGAGCGCGACGGAGGAGCGGGAGAGAGAGAGGAGGAACGCACUGUCCCUGCAGAACAAAGUGGUGGAGCUGCAGACUGGGCUGCAGGAGCUGGAGUGUGAGAAGAAGGUUCAGCAGCGGGAGCAGCAGGCUGCCCUCAGCGCAGUCCGCAGCGCCCUGAGGCAGGAGCAGCAGGAGGAGAUCCUGCGCCUCCGGCAGGACAUGGAGCAGGAGCGGCAGAGGGAGCUGGAGCGGGCCCGGGCGGCGCUGGAGCAGGCCCAGAGGGAGAGCCAGCAGCUGCGGGCUGCCCUCGGGGCGGCGGCGCAGAGGGAGGAGGACGCCCUGGCGCAGGCUGAGCGCCAGCGCAGGAGCUGGGCCCUGGACCUGGGCGCGGAGUGCCAGCGCCUGCAGGAGCUCCUGAGCCGCAGGGGGCCGUCCAGGGGCCCCGCAGACCGGCUGCACAGCUCCUGCCCCCAGUCGGUUCCCCAGGCGGUUCAGGCUCUCAGCAGGGUCAGCGAGCAGCUCCACAGCCACAUCGGCCGACUGCACCAAGACCUGGAAACCCAGCGGCACGCCGUCCAGCACGUCACCAGAGAAAAGGAGCGGGAGCUGAGACAGCAGAGGGAGGAGCUGGGCCUGGAGAAGGAGCGGGCACUGGACUCCCUGAGGGAGCGGCUGAUCCAGGAACACAUCGAGGAGGUCAGCCAGCUGCAGAGGGUUCAGUUGAAGGAGAGCGCGGCCGCGGACAGCCAGGCCCUGCGGCAGCAGCUGCGCGAGAAGAACAACGAGCUGCGGGCCAUCCAGAGGAGCAUGGGCCAGUGGAAGGAGCAGACCGCCGCCAAGCUGGCCCGCAAGUUCGAGGAGGAGCUCUCCUCCGAGCUGGAGAGAAGGGGUUCAAGGAACAGAUAUGACCAGCACAAGAAAUUACUGCAGCUGGAGUCCGAAAUGAAAAGGCUGUCAACGGAAUGUGCCGAUGCUGGGCACCUGCGGUCCGCCUCCUCCCCCUCCCUCUGCGCCAGCGCGUCCGCCGCGCCCGCCCAGCCGGACCUGGGCAGCCUCAAGCUGCUGCGCCACCUCCAGAGCCGGGUGAAGCAGCUGAGGGCGGAGAACAGCCUGCUGCCCGGCCGCGGGCUGGCAGGGUCGGACCCGGGGCCGAUACAAAACACCCCAGACAGACCACAGCACAGGUUUAACUCUUGAGCUGGUAGAGGACCUCAGACUUGGAAGCUUCACUAAGGAGCAUCAGUUC
Molecule: messenger RNA, 4850 nt
Organism: Lepisosteus oculatus (spotted gar)
Lineage: Eukaryota; Metazoa; Chordata; Actinopteri; Semionotiformes; Lepisosteidae
Source: RefSeq, a predicted model, not a curated record